Symbiodinium pilosum is the source of this 1239-nucleotide messenger RNA. Lineage: Eukaryota; Dinophyceae; Suessiales; Symbiodiniaceae. The record is from the annotation of a GenBank genome assembly.
AUGGAUGCACUAGAUGUGCUGGAGGUACAGCUUCUGGAGAGACAGAUCAAGCUAGCAGAGGAGAGACAUGUUGCUGGCGAGUCCCGUGAAUCCGUUGGACUUGACAGGCUGAAGCAGAAGCUAUCAGCCGUCAAAUCCAAGGUUCAAACAGUUCAGGCCAAGACAGCUCAUGACGCGAUCGGAGCUGCGCUGCUGAAGGUGAAGGAGAAGGAGGUCAGCUUAGACGGACUGGCACCGGCCAUUCCAUCCGCGACUUCUGCGACUCCAGCUUCCAGUCCUGCACACUGGACAGGCGGACCUCCCGCGAUCGAUGCGGCGGACAAGGAGCAAACACGCGUAGAUAUCGCUUAUCCUAAUGAUGCGGUUCCAAGAGCUGUGCCGCAAGCGGGCGCCACAACUGUCGCAGGUUCUGCUGCGCCGUCCACUCUCACAGCGCCGCAUCUGGCAGCUUUGGGCGGCUUGGCUGCUUCGCAGCCUUCACGGCCUUCACAGCCUUCACAGGUGUCUGUGGGUGCAGCACUGGGAGAUGGUCAUGGCAGCGUUCAGGGGCCCGCUGCAAGUGCUGCACUUCCAGCAUCUGCGGCCCAGGCGCAAGCUGCAGGCACUUUUGCGGAGGAUGCAUCCUUACACGCCUCCGGCUUAUCACUUCAACAACAGAUGCUUUACAUGAAGCAGUAUCAGCAGAUGCUUGUCAACGGAUAUGAUGGAGCGAUGUCAGCGCCAUCGGCUUCUUCUUUUUCCAGCAGCGUUCCUGGCUUCCAAAGUAGCACGGUUGAUGCUGGCAAAGCCCUGGCGGAGCUGAAUUCCUUGGAAGAGCGAGUAAGAGAAGCGGAGGACAAGGUGAAGCGCGCGGCCGCACAGUCGCACCACUAUGUUGGCUUCAUCUCCAAAUUUGACACGAUGAAGGGCUAUGGCUUUGUGUCUUGCUCGGAAACCUUUAAGCGAUUUGGCCGCGACAUCUUCAUCGACCGGGAGUCCUACCAGGGGGCGAAAAUCGGGGACACCGUGGUCUUCUCCGUUGGCUUCAACAAGAAGGGGGAGGUCCGUGCAUGCGAUGUGCAGAAGUUGAAUGAGGUUACCCGACUCAAGCAGGAGCUGCAACAAAAGAAGCAAGCUUACAUGACAAGUGUUUCAAGGUCUGGAAUGAAUGUCCAGACAGCGCUCGAACUGAUUCAGGGCAAAAGACCGGCUCCAGGCGAAGUGGCUGAUGCGCCGAGCUUCAAGCGUUUCGCGAUGUAG